Thermochaetoides thermophila DSM 1495 is the source of this 2295-nucleotide messenger RNA. RefSeq names its product aconitate hydratase-like protein. The transcript is spliced from 5 exons. The coding region runs from base 1 to 2295 and encodes 764 amino acids. Gene Ontology annotation, cellular component: cytosol; mitochondrion. The record is from RefSeq and is a predicted model, not a curated record. Gene Ontology annotation, biological process: tricarboxylic acid cycle. Gene Ontology annotation, molecular function: aconitate hydratase activity; 4 iron, 4 sulfur cluster binding. NCBI's taxonomy places the organism in Eukaryota, Fungi, Ascomycota, Sordariomycetes, Sordariales, Chaetomiaceae.
AUGUUGGCUUCUCGUCAGCUCCUGGGCGUUGCCCGGAGCCGCGCUCUGGGUAGCGUUGGCAUGAGCGUCCGGCGCAUGGCGUCCGUUGCGGAUGCUGCUCUGGACAAGAAGGUUCGUCAAAACAACUGGGAGGAGGGCAACUUCAUCAACUACAAGAAAAUGUCCGAGAACCUCAACAUCGUCCGGUCUCGUCUCAACCGUCCCCUCACCUACGGCGAGAAGAUUCUCUACUCUCACCUGGACGACCCCGAGGGCCAGGAUAUCGAGCGCGGCGUCUCUUACCUUAAGCUCCGUCCCGACCGUGUUGCUUGCCAGGAUGCCACUGCCCAGAUGGCCAUUCUCCAGUUCAUGAGCGCUGGUCUCGACCAGGUUCAGAACCCCGUUACCGUCCACGCCGAUCAUCUGAUCGCUGGUCGCGACGGCAGCGAAAAGGAUCUUGCGCGCGCGAACGAGGUCAACAAGGAGGUCUACGAUUUCCUUGCCUCUGCUUGCGCCAAGUACAACAUCGGUUUCUGGGGCCCUGGCUCUGGCAUUAUUCACCAGAUCAUUCUCGAGAACUACGCCUUCCCUGGUGGUCUUCUGAUCGGCACUGAUUCGCACACUCCCAACGCUGGUGGUCUCGGCAUGUGCGCCAUCGGUGUUGGUGGUGCCGACGCUGUCGAUCUCAACGGUUGGACUGCGCCCAAGGACAUCAUCCUGAAGCUCGCUGGCAUUCUCACCGUCAAGGGUGGUACCGGCUCCAUCGUCGAGUACUUCGGCCCUGGUGUCGAUACUCUCUCUGCUACCGGCAUGGCUACCAUCUGCAACAUGGGUGCUGAAAUCGGUGCCACUACCUCCCUCUUCCCCUUCAAUGACAGCAUGUACAAGUACCUGGCGAUCACCAAGCGCCAGGAGAUCGCCGACUUUGCCCGUGUCUACGCCCACGGCCUCCGCGCCGAUGAGGGUGCCGAGUACGACCAGGUUAUUGAGAUCAAUUUGGACGAGCUUGAGCCCCACAUCAACGGCCCGUUCACUCCUGAUCUUGCUACGCCUAUCUCGAAGUUCGCUGAGGCGGUCAAGGCUAAUGGCUGGCCUGAGGAGCUCAAGGUCGGCCUCAUCGGCUCCUGCACCAACUCCUCGUACGAGGACAUGAACCGCGGUGCUGCUAUUGCCCGCGAUGCCCUCAAUCACGGUCUGAAGGCCAAGGCCAUCUUCACCGUUACCCCUGGUUCUGAGCAGAUCCGUGCCACCAUUGAGCGCGACGGCCAGCUCAAGACCUUCGAGGAGUUCGGUGGUAUCGUUCUGGCCAACGCUUGCGGUCCUUGCAUCGGCCAGUGGGAUCGUCAGGACAUCAAGAAGGGCGAGGUCAACUCCAUUAUCUCGUCCUACAACCGCAACUUCACCGGUCGUAACGAUGGCAACCCUGCUACCCACGCUUUUGUUGCCUCUCCUGAUAUCGUCGUUGCCAUGACCGUUGCCGGCAAGCUCACCUUCAACCCUCUCAAGGACAAGCUCGUUGGUGCCGAUGGCAAGGAGUUCAUGCUCUCUCCUCCUCAGGGCGAUGCUCUUCCUGCUGGCAGCUACGACCCCGGCCGUGACACCUACCAGGCUCCUCCCAAGGACCGCUCGUCCGUUACCGUCCAGGUCUCCCCUACUUCCGACCGUCUCCAGAUCCUCAAGCCUUUCGCUCCUUGGGAUGGCAAGGAUGCUAUUGACUGCCCCAUCCUGAUCAAGGCUCAGGGCAAGACCACCACCGACCACAUCUCCAUGGCCGGCCCGUGGCUCAAGUACCGUGGCCACCUGGACAACAUCUCGAACAACAUGCUCAUCGGUGCCAUCAACGCUGCCAACGGCGAGGCCAACAAGGUCAAGAACCAGCUCACUGGUGCCUGGGACGCCGUCCCGGCUGUUGCCCGUGACUACAAGGCCAAGGGCAUCAAGUGGGUUGUCAUCGGUGACUGGAACUACGGUGAGGGCUCGUCCCGUGAGCACGCCGCUCUGGAGCCCCGCCACCUGGGCGGUCUCGCCAUCAUUACCCGCUCCUUCGCUCGUAUCCACGAGACCAACCUGAAGAAGCAGGGUAUGCUUCCUCUCACUUUCAUCGACCCCGCCGACUAUGACCGCAUCCAGCCUGAUGACAAGGUCGACAUCCUCUGCACUGAGCUGGCUCCUGGCAAGCCUAUCACCAUGCGCGUCAAGCCCCAGAACGGUGCUCCCUACGAGAUCAAGCUGGCCCACACCUUCAACGAGGGCCAGAUCGAGUGGUUCAAGAACGGCAGCGCUCUGAACACUAUGGCCAAGAAGGCCCAGAAAUAA